Molecule: messenger RNA, 1185 nt
Organism: Pyricularia grisea
Lineage: Eukaryota; Fungi; Ascomycota; Sordariomycetes; Magnaporthales; Pyriculariaceae
Exons: 4
Coding region: 1-1185 (394 amino acids)
Source: RefSeq, a predicted model, not a curated record
AUGCAACUCGAGGGCCUAGCCCUGGCGUCAUAUGUGCUUGGGUGGAUAACGUGCUCAAUAUCAACCACGUUCGCUUCAUUGCGACUAUUCGCAAGAUACAGAGAACCGGGACUCUCAUGGGAUGACGCAUAUCUGGUCUCUUGCAUCCUCGUCGUCUUCGUGAGCAAAUCCGUCUGCCACUUUGCGUGGUUCGCAGGCCUCGGUAGAAGCCUUGAACAAAUCCCACUCGCAGACCGGCCGCGGGCCAUCUUUCUCAGCACUCUUGCCACGGCCAUCAUCCCGUGGGAGUUCACGCUGCCCAAGCUCGCCAUUGUCGUCUUCAUCCACAAGAUUGUCCCGACCAGCAAAAGGCGAUUCCGAAGCUGGCUUGCCGCUUGUGCCUUGUCCUUUGCCUUGAUUCUGUGUAUCAGCGUCUGGCAGUUUGCGCAGUGCAACCCCACAUCGCAGAGGUGGGCGCCCGUCCCCGGUGGGAAAUGUGCCGACCCCAGAAUCAACGUCGCGAUGGCUUAUACUAGCUCGGUUGUUUCGUGCGUUAUUGACGUCGCUAUUUGUCUCGGUUCGAUUCCUGUUUUUAUGGGCUUGCAGAUGAGUGCCAGGAACAAAGCCACCGUGAUCGUUGCCGUGAGCUUUGGAGCUCUUGCGAUAACCCGGCUGGCUAUCGACAACAACCACCCGCCUGUGCCGUCGAGCCCACACUUGUUGGGAACUUCGUCUACAUGGCUACAAACGACCGACAGCACCGCUGGUUGGACACAGGCCCCUCUCGACGAAGAGCCGUCAACUGCCGUCAGACGAAUCCUCCGUGCGCCUGAAGGCACGGGGUCGCGUCAGUCAAACAACCCUAACGAUGCAGGCUCCAGCGUACAACUUUACCUCUUGGUCGACCUAGAAUCCAUGCUGCUGCUGAUGGGCGCCUCCAUGGGUUCAGUCAUCAAGCUCCUCCGGCCGAAGCGCUGCCGAUUCACGUCACAAAACGAGAGCGGCAGCUGUAAAAAGCCGUUCUUCCCAGGUAGACGCAGCAUAUUUGGCCGAGGUGACUCUUCGACACGGCAUUCCACGAGGCCUGAAGGAGAAGAUGGUGAUAAGUUGAGGCUUACCGACCGGAUGAGCGGCCGCCCGGCUAGUGCUCCCUCUGAAGCCCGAACGGGCUCCGCGGGAAGGGAGGGAUUAGUCCAAGCUCAAUAA